Messenger RNA from Guyanagaster necrorhizus, 958 nucleotides. RefSeq lists its product as uncharacterized. Gene Ontology annotation, molecular function: protein binding. Bases 73 to 858 code for a protein of 261 amino acids. Lineage: Eukaryota; Fungi; Basidiomycota; Agaricomycetes; Agaricales; Physalacriaceae. The record is from RefSeq and is a predicted model, not a curated record. The transcript has 5 exons.
UUUCGAAUUCACUUCUGUCACACAAAACUAUCACAGCAAACUGAUAUGAUUCUGCUUUGAGUACUGCUGAGGAUGCAAGAAACGACACUCCUCAAUCCGGGACAGUUGCCAGAAGACAUUAUCGUCAGCGUUUUCCACGAGCUUCAGAUAAGCAGUGAUGCAGAAACGUUAAGCUCUUGUGCAGUAGUUUGCCGCUCAUGGUCGCGCAUUGCACAAGACGCUUUGUUUGCCCGGUUCGAUAUCAUCCUUGAGCCGGCCUACGUCCCAGUGUACAAGUUUCUCAGCUUUUUACCCGUUCCUGGAGGAACUCGCACCAUUGAAAAUUUCAUUGACUUCGUCAGCGCUAACCCUCGGAUCUCCCACUUGGCGAGGAACCUACGGUUUCGGAUUCCCGCCAAAACUUCGCUCUUGGACGUCAACACGAACGUAGGGCCCAUAUUCUCCGUUCUCCGGCACCUUCACAAAUUAAGGUCACUGUCGAUAGACGCGAAGUGCUUCUGUGGUAUAGCGCCAGACGCUAUCCUAUCACGGUGUUACACCAUGACCAAGCUCAGUCUCCGUGACGUUGUCUUUCCUCAUGUCGGAAAGCUCAUGGAGUUGAUAUGUUGCUUGCCCAUGUUAGAGGACCUAACAUUGAUUGGUAGCGGGCCGGCUGCUGUUUUUGAAGAGAGCAUUGACAUUCCUUGGGCCCUUCAGACUGUCCGGCCGCCUCUUCGACGCCUAGUUAUUCAUAUGGGCCAUACGGUGAUCACCAGUCUCAUAAACGAUUCCUUGCUCUGUAUCAACGGCUUGCGCCAUCUGGAUAUUCUUUUCGUGGACGGUCUUAAGUCUAUGUCUUCUGGAUGGUCUCCCUCGUAAUACUCUUCUGUCGCUUGUUCCGGCUAUCCGGUUACAAAGCCUUGAGCCGACAAUACACUCGAAAACGUUACUAUAGUUAUUGACGGAGACUACCUUCUCU